This is a messenger RNA of Linepithema humile (Argentine ant), 3047 nucleotides long. RefSeq names its product RAB3 GTPase activating protein subunit 1 (gene Rab3GAP1). Gene Ontology annotation, molecular function: GTPase activator activity. The record is from RefSeq and is a predicted model, not a curated record. Lineage: Eukaryota; Metazoa; Arthropoda; Insecta; Hymenoptera; Formicidae. Gene Ontology annotation, biological process: positive regulation of GTPase activity.
UCAGCUGACGCUAGUAGCAAUAGAAACGUCAAAUGCGUGUGAAAUGUGCAGUAUUCUUAUUUGAUAGAAAUACUGAUAUUUUUGGAAGUAAAUAUAAAUUUAUGAGCAAAAAGACAAAAAGUUGAAAAAAAAAGUGACACUGUGCUUUAAAAGAAACAGAUAUCUGUAAAGAAAAAAAAAAAGAAUCUUAAGCAUCACACAGUGAUAAACAUUGUCUUAGGUUAGAAGUAGAUUCGAAAAUGCAUCAUGUAGAGAUUGAGGACUUUUAUCAUCAUGAUUUCACUACCGUGUCCGAAUGGGAGGUGUUCAUUGCAAGGCUCGAGGAGAUAAUGCAUGAAUGGAAGCUGUUUCAUACCAAAAUUGCGAGCCCUCUCAAACCAGGAGACUUUGUCAACUGUGAAUGGCAGGAAACGUCGGAGAAAUUGAACUUUGCAGAUGUAGAAUUUACAUUGAAGUACUAUAAGUUAAAGAAGGAAGAUGAAGAAGAAGAGACAGCUUCGGAAGAACGUGAAGAGGAGUGGAUGCAAUGUCAAAAGGAUGCUUUGGAUGUAUCCAAUGAUUUUGUGAGACUCAAUGAUAAUUGCAUGGAAAUAGCACGUUACUAUGGUGUCAGAGAAUACCUUGUCUUAAUACCAGCUCGAAAAACAAGCUUGACAGACGAGACUAGAAUCAAGAUUUUACUUAGCUCGUUGACAAUUGCAACUAACAAUGCGAAUUGCUACAUCCCUACAUUGGUGCAGGUGCAAGAACCUUGGCAGAAAAUGUACCUCGGAGUCUGUGCUGGUAAAGGAACUUGUGUGAAUCUCGACAUGGUGCAUUUGAAAAAAGUUCCACCGCAUUGCAAAUAUCUUACAGGUUUACUUGCUCUUUUCAAGCAGAAGAUUGGGGAAGGCUGCGGAGUAAGGCUCGAUUCCGUAAUGGUAUCCAUUAGAUUUUCUUAUUUGUUGAAAGAUUGGACUAACAGUACAUGGACGCAAGAACCUCCGGAUUUCGAUUUCAUGCAAGGAGAAACGUUAGGUGUGGCCGAGUUGGGUAAACUUCCCUUCGGAGCAACCUUUGAUCCUGUUGGGGAACUACAUCUUUUCACUACAUGGCCAGAAAUGUCGGAUAACGUUGUGGUGGACAGCGAGGGAUACUCGGAUCUCGAACCGCAAUUAGCUCCUGAAUGGUCGGUGCAGGUGAAAAUGGUGGCUUUACCCGCUUGCCUGCUCGGCGAGUACAUGACGGAUUUUCUUCACCUUUGCAACAAUCAGAAAACUAUGGUGGAGUUGCUGGGUGAGAACGCAUCUUACAUCCAUGACGACGAUCAGACGCUAAGCUCGGCUUUCAACGUGCUCACUGAAUCUAAAAUACCCACAAUCUCAGCUGUGGUGGGUAGAAGAAGUAGCACCACGAAGAAAAAUAAAAAUAUUGAGGGUCCAAUUUCCGAGGAGAUACUGUUACCUAUACUGUACUUUCUCUUUCCGGAUGCGGAUAACACCGAGAAAUUUCCUUACAACGAUAUCGCCAUAUCCAACGUGGAGGACGACCAAUGGAAGGGCGUGAAAACCUGUGCGAUGGAUAGUUUGGUGUGGCGUCUGUCGAUCGUCGCUGCGCAUUGCACGCACAAUCUCGGCGGUGCGACCGCACUGGCACAGCUCUGGCAUGAAUUUGUGCAAGAAAUCAGAUUCCGUUGGGAGAAGAGCAUCCUGAUACCAGGAGUCGGGCCUGGAUUUCCAGAUUCCGUUCGCACGUGUUUGCUGCAUCAGAAGUUACAGAUGAUGAAUUGCUGCAUAGCGAGGAAGAAGGCGAGGGAAGAAAACGCGCACAGAUCGCAGAGCAUGGAGAUCGACGAUGUGGACGAGACAGAAUCCGAGGAGGAGGAAUUCUUCGAGUGCUCGAGCGAGGAGCUGGCGAGCGAGGAGGUUUCGUCAACGAGGACGCAACUGAAGGCGAAGCACCUGCUGUGGAACAAACCCGCGGGAAGAUUGGCCAAGCACCCUUCACUCAGACUGAUUCAAACCGGAGACCCUCUCUAUCUACCAAUCACGCAGGAUCCCGUGCCGAAGACGGAGGAUCAGCUGGAGGAGGACGCGCAGGUGAUGAUGCAGCUUGGAACCGACAAAUACGCCUCCGAGAUGCGGGCGCGAAUGAUGAGCGCGUCGCUGUUGUCCGAUAUGGAGUCCUUCAAGGCGGCAAAUCCUGGUGCAGUCCUGGAGGACUUUAUUCGAUGGUAUUCGCCGAGGGAUUGGAUCGACGAUGAAGGCGUCGACGAAUGGGGCCAAGGAAAGGGCCACUUGUCGCAACGGAUGAUGAUCCCCGAGAAUCCAUGGUCGACGACAUGGGCGUCGGCGCAGCCGGUUCCCGCACAUCGGCAGAAGCGGCUGUUCGACGACACGCGAGAGGCGGAGAAGGCUUUACAUUACUUAUGCUCAAAGCGAAUAGGACAAGUCGCGCAGCUCUUGUUGCCGACUUUGACUCACGCCGCGCUCUGCACACUGAGCGCGCAGAAACAGGAAGCUCUCCCGAGUUUACCCGAAGUGGCGCAGAGCAUACUUAAUAGAUUGCAAUCCGCGACGAAACCGAUUCAUCAGAAGCUACAGUUAUACGAGGACAUCACGCGCGAUGUCGAAAGCGUGGAGGCGUUGGUCGCCCAGGUGAAUUCGCUGCAGCACAAACUGGGCGGUAACCACGACUCUAAGGAGUUCACGUCCUUCUUGGUUCAGCUGAUGCGAGGGAAGGAAGUGAGCGUGCCCGGCGGUCCCCGAGGAGACAUCGGGGCGCGCAUAGUGACGAUGUUUCGCGACGCGCAGAAGGCCGCUCACAUGAUGACGUCAGUCGGCAAUAGCAACGACGCGACGGACGCUGCGAAAGACGGCCGGCACAAAACGUUCCCCGUGCCGAGCUGUAAGGAAUUCAUUCUACGGGCGAUAAUGCCGCGACCUUCGCCGGCCUCCACGCCGCAGCCGCAGCGGCUGUACGCCUGCCUUAAACGAGAUCACAUUCGCUUGGCCGGAUUCUUCUCUGAAGAUACAACAUUCCUGUAAUUCUCAUCGGAAUUCGCCCAU